AAAAACACAACCAAAGAAACAUUAUGAGGUCGUUUGUCUCCUUGAUUUCUCUUCUCCUUCUUCUCUCAUUUUCUUCAUCUGUUUUCUCAGCCAUAGAGUCAUUUCAAAAGCUUCCGGUGCCAGGAAACAGAACAGGCCCUGAAGCUUUCGCUUUUGAUUCCACCGGAAAAGGAUUCUACACCGGAGUCUCCGGCGGUAAAAUCCUCAAAUAUCUUCCAAGGAAAGGUUAUGUCGAUUUUGCCCAGAUCACAAACUCUUCGAAGUCUUCUUUGUGCGACGGAGCACUUGGAACCACUAACGUUGGAAAAUGUGGCCGACCGGCAGGAAUAGCUUUCAACAGGAAAACAGGUGAUCUUUACGUCGCUGAUGCUCCUUUGGGUCUCCAUGUCGUUUCUCGAGGCGGCGGUUUGGCUAAGAAGAUCGCCGACAGUGUUGACGGCAAGCCCUUCUUGUUUCUUGACGGUCUCGACGUUGAUCCCAUUACCGGAGUCGUCUAUUUCACUUCCUUCAGCUCAACAUUUGGCCCUAGCGAUGUGUUGAAAGCAGUGGCAACAAAAGACUCCACUGGGAAGCUUUUCAGAUACGACCCAUCAAAAAAGGUUGUGACUGUACUGAUGGAAGGUCUAAGUGGCUCAGCCGGAUGUGCCGUUAGCUCAGAUGGUUCGUUCGUGCUGGUUAGUCAGUUCACAAAAAGUAACAUCAAGAGGUAUUGGAUCAAAGGAGCGAAGGCUGGAUCUUCUGAAGACUUCACCAACUCGGUCUCGAACCCUGACAACAUCAAGAGGAUCGGUUCUUCUGGAAACUUUUGGGUUGCUUCGGUCGUGAACUCAGCCACCGGACCGACAAACCCUUCGGCGGUUAAAGUCAGUUCUGCUGGUAAAGUGAUUCAGACCAUUCCCCUAAAAGAUAAGUUUGGGGAUACUAUUGUUAGCGAGGUUAAUGAAUUCAGAGGACGGCUUUAUAUCGGAGCUCUUUUUGGUCCUUUUGCCGGAAUUCUUAAGCUUUAAAGUGAACAAGACAUUAGUAUGGGUUUUAGAAAUAAUGUGAUUGUAUCCAAAUAAAGUCUUGACGGAUCGAUGUACGUUCAUAUUGAUUCUGUUCAAAUAAAUAUGAUUUUUUUUU
This is a messenger RNA of Arabidopsis arenosa, 1122 nucleotides long. Lineage: Eukaryota; Viridiplantae; Streptophyta; Magnoliopsida; Brassicales; Brassicaceae. The record is from the annotation of a GenBank genome assembly.